AUUAAAUACAUCCAAAUUGAUUUGGUCGGUUCGGCCGAGCGUACCAAAAAACCAAUGUCGCUCUCGCUAUAGAACAUUCUGACAUUACCUUGGAGAGCCUCAGUAACAGUACACCUCUCGCACAGAAGCCUAAGCAAGAGAUGAUGGGUUUGGAGGCAGUGGGUGAUCUAGCGCUACACACAAUCCUAAGCAAAUUAGAAGCCGAAGACUCAGCAAGAGCAGCCUGCGUGAGCAAGAAACUCAGAGCUUCGGCCUCCGAAGACUCUCUUUGGUCCCAUUUCUGUGCUCGAGACCUCGACCUUUCGCAACCCCUCGACCCUCAUGGCAACCUCACCCCUUCUUUCAAGGAAGGUUACCAAUUAUGGCGUGAAGCUUUUCAUAUGUAUCCUUGGUCGCUUGUAAAGCGAGUCAAAAAAUGUUGGGACAAACUUAGAAACUGGUUGACUAUUAAUUUUCCAGAGGCUGAGUCUACACUGAACAAGGGUGCAUCAGAAGAUGAUAUUCAAGAGUUGGAGAAAAUCUUGAAAGUGAAACUUCCUCUCCCAACGAGGAUCCUCUAUCGUUUUCAUGAUGGUCAAGAUUUUGAGGACAAACAUUUUCAAAAUAGCCUGGUUGGCUGUCCAUUGGGCAUCAUAGGUGGUUAUUCAUUUUAUAACCACUUGGUAACUGUGUAUUUGUUGCCUUUACGUCAGGUCAUCUCAGAAACAAAGGAGAUAACACCCAAACUGGAUUUUCCUGGCAGAUCGAAGUGUGUUGUUGUGGCUGCAUCUUGUACAUAUAGUGAGAAGUUGUUUUUCCUGAACUGUACAAGUGGUCAACUCUAUGUUGGUACCAGAAAUCUUCUAGAUGAUGGGGAAAUGCUUCCUUGUGUACCAAAUGCGUUGAUUAGUUCAGUUCAUGAUUGCAGUGUUGAUCAACAGCAGGAUGCAAUGCUGCUUUGGUUAGAAGAACACGGCCGUCGUUUAGAAAAUGGCAUUAUUAAACUUCGUCAAGAAGAAAAUUUCAGAAGCAUCAGUCAGUUUCCAGAAGAAUCCCCUCUCUGUUCCACUGCUAUAACAAAUGGUGUAAAGGUUCGUGCUUCUGCUGUGUUUGUCCCGGAGCAGGCUACUUCUCAAAAGUAUUCAUUUGCUUAUUCAAUCCGCAUGUCCCUUCUUCCUGAAGGAUGCAUCAUCAAUGGAAUGACAUUCAGCUCUUGCCAACUGCAUUGGAGGCACUGGAUCAUCCGUGCUAAAGAUGUCGUGAUAGCUGAUGUUAAUGGAGAAGCUGUUGUAGGACAGUACCCACUUUUGCAUCCAGGCGACAGCGAAUUUGUUUAUGAGAGUUGCACACUUCUACCAUUUUCUUCUGGUUCUAUUGAAGGUUCUUUUGCUUUUAUCCCUGGCAGUUUGAGGGAGCCAAAGGGCGGCCCAUUUGAUGUUGCAGUGGCGCAGUUCCCCCUCCAGGUGCCCGACUACAUCUUCUGAUAAUUAGAUUGCGGGAUUGACAUGUUUUACAUGGAAACUCCAGUGCAAGGAUCAUCAUGGAUGCGUGUGUUUGUAUUGUUGGGCGACUGACCGUAGCAGUCCUCUUUGUAUUUAUAUGAUAUAUAUUUUGCGCAUUUGGAAUUUCAUUUUCUCCAUGCUAGCCUGUAAGCAUAAAAACAACCUAUUUAUGUGUGAAGAGCUCUAGGUAGCUCCUAGUGUGUUCCAUGCUUUGAUGUAUCCCUGUACAAAAUCUACAGAUGCUAAAAGCAAAUGCAAAUAUCGAAUAGCUUUGACCAGGUAAUCCCGAC
Messenger RNA from Prunus persica (peach), 1771 nucleotides. RefSeq names its product F-box protein SKIP16. The transcript is spliced from 5 exons. The record is from RefSeq and is a predicted model, not a curated record. Lineage: Eukaryota; Viridiplantae; Streptophyta; Magnoliopsida; Rosales; Rosaceae. Gene Ontology annotation, molecular function: protein binding. The coding region runs from base 141 to 1463 and encodes 440 amino acids.